Molecule: messenger RNA, 1221 nt
Organism: Aphidius gifuensis
Lineage: Eukaryota; Metazoa; Arthropoda; Insecta; Hymenoptera; Braconidae
Product: odorant receptor 10a-like
Exons: 4
Coding region: 337-1176 (279 amino acids)
Biological process (GO): detection of chemical stimulus involved in sensory perception of smell; sensory perception of smell
Cellular component (GO): plasma membrane
Molecular function (GO): olfactory receptor activity; odorant binding
Source: RefSeq, a predicted model, not a curated record
AACAAAGAUGCAAUAUAUGCGCUCGGGCUAUACAGGCGGCUAAGCACUAUUCUCGGUAUCUGGCCAUCUGAGAAUCGUAUUUCUUCAAACAUACGAAUCGGAACACUUAUCAUAUUACAGUUAACUACUGUCAGCAUUUUUAUUGAACGAAUUAUAGUAUCUGGUAAUUGUGGAACUAUUCAAGAAAUCGUUGACACAAUAGUUAUCAGCAUAUCUUCAACACAAAUUAGUUUAAAAUGUUUACUGAUUUGCUGCCAACAUCGAAAAUUCAAGCGAAUCAUCAGUUCUGCUCUUGAAGAUUGGUCGAGUAUUAUUGAUCAACAGUCUAGAAAAAUCAUGUUAAAGUUUGGUCAUGUCGGACGGGUUUUAUUUACUUGUCAAGUCAUAACUGGAGUAGCGACGUCAAGUUCUCUAAUAAUAAAUGAACUUCCUAAACUCGUAGAAUUACCAGAUGAGAAUAAUAGCAGUAUAACAUUAUUGAGAACUAUUCCGUUAGCACCAAGCUGCUGGGUUUCAACAACAAUGUCGUCAUAUCUUUAUUACACAUAUUGGACUUCUGUUGCACUUUAUAUAUUUUACGUAGGUAUGGCAACAGUUUCUUGCAAUCUGUUUGUUUAUGGACUUGGACUUCAUGUUUUUGUGCAAUUCGAACUAUUGUAUCUCAGUUUGGACACGGUUUUUGAAAAUCACAGCCAUUUUCAACAAAAGAAAAUCUUCAAGAAAUUUGUUCAACGACAUGAUGAAAUCCUUGAAAUCGCGAAUGAUCUGGAAGAUGCUUCAACUGGUGUUAUUUUAUCAGAAGUUGCUGCGAUUAUUGUAGUUGGUUGUGUCUCCGGUGUUAUGCUUCUUUUAGCUCAGCAUAAAGGCGAUAGUGAAAUUGUUUCCGCAAUGGCCGUGAGGCUGGUACUUGUUUUCAUUCAGCUUUAUAUUUACUCAUAUAUGGGUGAAAAAUUAUCGACUCAAGCUGACAAAAUUCAAGAUGCAAUUUAUAAUUGUCCGUGGUAUACAUUUUCACCACUGGUCGCAAGAGAUCUAAAAUUCAUCAUGGUUCGGAGCAAUUAUCCUUUUUAUAUAACAGCUGGAAAAUUUUUACCGAUGAAUCUGAUGAGUUUUAAAGCAGUUGUGAAAUCGAUGUUUUCUUUUUUCUCAGUCCUGAGACUUAUGCUGCAAAAUUAAAUACUGUUCAUUCAUUGUAGUAGACACUGAUAAAAAUAAACUUGG